Molecule: messenger RNA, 1669 nt
Organism: Molossus molossus (Pallas's mastiff bat)
Lineage: Eukaryota; Metazoa; Chordata; Mammalia; Chiroptera; Molossidae
Gene: RRP1
Product: ribosomal RNA processing 1
Exons: 13
Coding region: 37-1383 (448 amino acids)
Biological process (GO): rRNA processing
Cellular component (GO): preribosome, large subunit precursor; nucleus; preribosome, small subunit precursor
Source: RefSeq, a predicted model, not a curated record
GGUCUUUCGUGCCUGGAGCGCUCAGUGGUGGUCGCCAUGGUUCCGCGCGUGCAGCUCGCCCCCGAGAUCCAGCUGGCGCAGCGCCUGGCAGGGAACGAGCAGGUGACCCGGGAUCGGGCGGUGAGAAAGCUCCGGAAAUACAUCGUCGCCAGGAGUCAGCGGGAGGCAGGUGGUUUCACUCAUGAGGAGCUGCUGAAGGUAUGGAAAGGACUGUUUUAUUGCAUGUGGAUGCAGGACAAGCUGCUCCUCCAGGAGGAACUAGGAAGGACCAUUUCCCAACUCAUCCAUGCUUUUCAAACCACAGAGGCACAGCACCUGUUCCUUCAAACCUUCUGGCAGACCAUGAACCGCGAGUGGACGGGCAUAGACAGACUGCGCCUGGAUAAGUUCUACCUGCUCAUGCGGAUGGUCCUGAAUGAGUCCUUGGUGGCCCUGAAAAUGCAGGGAUGGGAAGAAAGACAGAUCGAGCAGCUAUUGGAGCUGCUGACGACUGAGAUUCUGCACCCCGACAGCCAGGCCCCCAAUGGGGUGAAGAGCCACUUCAUUGAGAUCUUCCUGGAGGAGCUGGCCAGAGUGGGUGCCGCCGAGCUGACGGCAGAGCAGAACCUCAAGUUCAUCGAUCCCUUCUGCAGAAUCGCUGCACAGACCAAGGACUCCCUGGUUUUACACAACAUCACUCAAGGCAUCUUUGAGACGAUCGUAGAACAGGCCCCAUUUGCCAUCGAAGACCUAAUGAAUGAACUGGAGGAGGAGGAGGAGGAGGAGGAGGAGGAGAUGUCAGAGGAGGAUGAGCAGGAACAGGACGUGCCAUCAAAGAAACUGUUUGAGAAGCUACCUGAAGGCUCCGGCGGGGCUGGACCAGACGGGGGUGAGGAGCAGGCCGGGGACGAUGAGGACAGCGUCGGCGCCGUCCUUCAGUUUGACUAUGAGGCUGUCGCUAACAGACUGUUUGAAAUGGCCAGUCAGCAGAACACCCCUUCUCAGAACAGGAAACGUCUCUACAAAGUGAUCCGAAAGUUGCAAGGCCUCGCUGAAGGCCUCUUCCCUGAGGAAGACGUCCCAGAAAAAGCCUACAGGAAACUGCAAGAAGGGAGGCAGGAGAGGAAGGCAAGGAAGUGUUUGCCCAAAUCCCAGCUGCAGGACAAGACAGGGAGAGCUGAGCAGGAGGACCCACGUGCAGACCCGAGUUCCCGAUCAGAGAGAAAGAGGCGGCGACGGGGCCCGGGUGCUGACCCGGCUGCACCCCAGGAACAGCCCGGGGGCCGUGGCAGGAGAGGGGUACGCAAGAGGCGGCGGCGGCCUCGGGCAGGGGCCAGAGGGAAGGUGCCUGGCUGCCAGGAGCCAGACGUGAAAAAGAAGUGGACACAGGAGCGGAAGAAAUGACGUUGCUGGCCCCCCUGGGCAGGACAGUGCUGUCUCCGCCCCUCUUCCCGGUGUGCGCUGUGGGGCCGGAGCGAGCCGGACAGGUGGGCCGUGCCCCAGACUCUGGACACGGGCAGAGGUCAGCUCAAUGACGUUGGCUCCCACUCAGUGCCGUGCCCCAGAGCGCUGCCACUGUGCUGGCCUUGGUCAGGCAGGACCCUGAGACUUGGAGCUCCCUGCAGGCAACCCUCCUGGCAAGCGGGGCCAAGCCAAGCAUAGGGGUGCCACAAAUAAAAUGCCACGCAGU